CUCGUUACUUGGAUCUAUUAUUUACUUUUUAUUUACUGUAUUUUUGGUUAAUUAUUUGGUUCAAAAUGAACUCACAAAAUGAUUCUGAUUGCUUUGAGAUGGACGAAGCUACACAGUCUCUCGAAUCGAUUGCUUCGUUGACUCAAAAGAUUAAUUUUUUGGAAAUCAUGAUUCAACAUUUGAAUACUAGAGUCUCCAUAUUAGAAGGGAAGGAGCUUAUUCAUGGAAAUGUCAUGGCCACGGCUGCUCAAGAUUAUCCGGUUUCAUGGAAUCUUAAAACUCCAAAAGACUACAUUGUUUACGCCGAAAAGAAAAUUCAUAAUCUUAAACAUGACAAUGAGUGGAGGAAAAAUUUUCUUACAAUCAAUUUUGAUGGUGUCACAAGUGAAAAUAAAGAAAGAAUAUUGCAAAGCAUCAAUAAAUCAAGAAUAUCAAUCUCUCAUAUUGUUAACACGAUAGCCAAGGAGACAAUCGGAAUAAAUAUUCUAUCAACUCAUAGCCUCGGAUCUCAUGGUAUGGCCAUAAUAAAUUCAAGUCCAGGGAAAGCUUCUCGACCAACUAUCGAUGAAACAUUGGAAAAUAAACUGCGAUCAGUUGUUGGUUUCAUUGAUCAAAUAUUUGUGAGCAGAGAUGGUUGGGAAUACCUAGUCAGGAGGCCAGUUAAUCAAAUGGGCCGUGAGUUCAAAUCAGGAAAAAGAUCACUUGAAGAAUCAUUCACUGGCACAAGUAAAUCAACAGCAAUCGGAAAAGAUGGACAUAAUAUGGCCAUAAGUAACCCAUCAACACCCAUUAUUGAUAAAACAACGUCUUCAAAUGCAGAGACAACAUCUUUAUCAAGAUAUUUUUCUAGAAAUGAUGGUCUAAAUAGAUUACAAAAUAUAAAUCAAAUAUACAAUCGCCCCGAGUCUGGCUUAUUACCAAGAGCAUUGUUUCAUCGUGGCGAAGAAAGCGAAAAAGACAAGGAACGCCAAGGAACUCGGAGCUUAACAAAUAGAACAUUCAUUUAGUUUCCUCUACUCAUUUUAAGUUCACCACAAUAUGGCCAUGAGCAAAACAUAAUUUUUACUGCCAUAAAUUUCAAAUAUUUAUUUGUAUUCUUACUCCUUCAAUAACAUGAUUCCAAUGAAAGCCCUAUUAUUACAAUUACAUGUCCAUUCAGGCUUCAUAUCAAUUUUUGUUC
Molecule: messenger RNA, 1180 nt
Organism: Tetranychus urticae (two-spotted spider mite)
Lineage: Eukaryota; Metazoa; Arthropoda; Arachnida; Trombidiformes; Tetranychidae
Source: RefSeq, a predicted model, not a curated record